Plenodomus lingam JN3 is the source of this 894-nucleotide messenger RNA. RefSeq lists its product as uncharacterized. NCBI's taxonomy places the organism in Eukaryota, Fungi, Ascomycota, Dothideomycetes, Pleosporales, Leptosphaeriaceae. The record is from RefSeq and is a predicted model, not a curated record.
AUGGUCAAGUUCUCUUACUCUCUCGACGCAUCCCAUGUCGAGUUCAUCACCAACCAAUCGCUUUUCUAUGUCGCCAGCGCACCUUGGGCAGGCGACCACAUCAACAUUUCCCCCAAAGGCCACCCAUCUCGCACCCUAGCUGUCCUAGGACCCAACACCAUCGCCUAUUUAGACGCCACAGGCUCUGGCUGUGAAACAAUCGCGCACAUUUAUGAAAAUGGUCGUGUAACCCUCAUGUUCUCCUCGUCCGGCUCCAAGUCUCAGGUCCUGCGCGUCUUUUGCAAGGGCAAAGUGAUAGAAAAAUGGGACCCGUACUACCAGCAACUGCGGGCAAGGAUGGCGACUGAGAACGGUGACGACAUCGACAUUACCGGCGCGAGGGCGAUUAUUGUGCUCAAGGUGAAGAAAGUACAGACGAGCUGUGGUUUCCGUGUACCGCCAAAUGGCCCUGAUACGGCCGGAGAGGUAGAGAGCGCGGGCGACGCUGUUACCAUUGUUGCCCAUGAGCAUGAUGCGGAUGCGGAUGCGGCCGCGACAUCUCAUCGUGACACGAUUGAUGACUGGGCGAGGAAACAAAUUGAAAAGCAAGAGCUUGGCGAAUUCCAAAAGAGGUGGAAUCACAAAUCGCUUGAUGGUCUUCCGGGGAUGAUGAGCGCUAGACGCUCGCAUGAUGAGAACAUUGCAGUCGAAGACACCAAGGCAUGGCUCCGGAAAGUCAGCAGACAACAGGACGCGGUCGCUUUUGGAUUCGGACUGGGCAUACUGUUCAUAUUGCUGCUCGCUCUUCUGGGUGUGCUUAGCGUUAAGGCGGUUUUCUUGGAGCACAUUGUGAACUGGCAGAGGCGGCAAAUGGGUAUACCCGAGGAUCAUUCCUGGAGGAAGAGCGAAUUGUAG